UACGAGAGGAUCAACACUAGGUCAAAAUGUCGAUUGAACUUUUUCAGCAAUAAGCUUGAGGCUCCCAGAUGAAUUCAUUUGAAAUUUUUAAGACUUAAGUCUGUCACUUUCUAACAAUAAUUGCGAUUUCUAUAAGUGGCUAUCCUUUUCGUACAAGGUUUUUGAAACUUUUUAAUUGUGCGUCGUUAUUUUAAUGAAUGGGUACCAGUAGUUCAUUAUCACCAGUUACUUGUCUCUCGGAAACGAGUCCUGUUUUGAGAAAGACCGAAGGUUUUCACUACGUGAGCUAACGAGAGCCGCUGCCUAAGAAAUAAAGUAUUAAACCGUGAAGAAAAAAAUGAUUUCCGUCUACGUGACUACACCGACAUUUCAAUGACAAUUCUUGAACAUUUCUACGUUCCACAUGGACGAAGAGGAUUCCAGGCAAGUUCGUCCUUUCCUUUAUCGUUCAAAAUGUUCUGCCAAAUGGGGAGGUUAGAAAGCUUUUCCUCAAUGCAUGCUUGAAAGUAUACGCAGCGACAUCCGGUCUCCUUUCAUUUGAAUCAUGUGCCGAGUUUUGAAGCUCUUGAAACCAUACAGUUACACUGGAAGCAAUGCGAAGCGCUACGCACAAGAAUGGUACCCGUUUGAGCAAACGACUUGUGACCAGUAACACUGACAGGUGGUCCUUUAAGAGCGAGAAUUGCUUCGAGAAACAAAGACUAUCCAUGCUGUUUGCAUUUGAUAGGCGCAGGAAUAGACUAUUUCUUUACUUCGAAAAGCCAUAAUAACGGCAAGAUUUUGUAAACGAGAGAAAGACGUUCAUCAGACUGCGAAAAGGUUAACGUGUUAUGUCUUGAUGCCUCUUGAUGCUAUGAAGCUUGUCAACACGAGUACCCUGUGCACUGCGAAAUGAACCGGAUACGAUGUACGAAGUUUCUUUUACUUGUCGUCUUGGUGAGCCUGUUCGCGUAUCUCAUGCUUAAAGACGAGUCCGUUUGUAUCACUGUAAACAGUGUUCAUAAUGCAAUGACUGCGAGAGAAAUUGCUGCCUUGUUACAAGGAGGUGAGAAAACGGAGAAGCCCUGGACAGAAGGAAAAGGGGGAAAAGUGUCAAGCAGGGUAAAAGAUAAUAAAGAAGUAAAAGCAGUGGAGGGGAAACAACAAUCACUUCUUGAGAACUUGAUAAAAGCGAGAAAAACGGAGGAAGAAUUGAAAAAGAAUAUUAUCCGGCUAACCACCGAGCUUCGCAGCGUUCAUAAAUUCAGAGGUGGAAGUGAACUGAACAGGCUUAAGAGAGCCGAUGAAUUAAAUCUUCCUACAGUUUUUGUUAUUACUCCUACGUUCAAACGUUUCGUACAGAAAGCUGAGCUUACUCGAGUCUAUCAAGCUCUGAAGCCUGUCAAAAACCUUCAUUGGAUUGUGGUCGAAGACGCUGUUAAUAAAACUGACUUAGUUGCGAAUUUUCUGAGGACUUCGGGUUUGAAGUACACUCAUCUAAAUGUAAGAACUCCUGACAUUUUACGCCGCCAUCGGAAUGAAAUGCGACGAAUGAAACCCCGUGGUGUGGUACAGAGGAAUCUGGGUAUUCAGUGGCUACGCAAAAACAUUGAUCCUCACAGAACGUCUGGAGUAAUUUAUUUUGCAGACGAUGACAAUACAUAUGAUAGUAAAAUCUUUGACGAGAUGCGUUGGAUACAAGGAGUCGGUGUUUGGCCAGUGGCAUUUACAGGUGCAGCGCGUUGGGCAGGUCCCUUAUGUAAGAAUGGUAAGGUUGUCGGUUUUCAUGCAAAGUGGGGUCGGUUUCGUCCGUUUCCUAUCGAUAUGGCUGCAUUCGCGGUGAAUCUAAGAAAGCUGUUGAUUGACUUCCCAAACGCCAAGUUUGUAGCAGUAGAGAAGCCUGGAAUGUUAGAAUCAUCAUUAUUGAGCCAAAUAACUAAAGUGGAACAACUGGAACCGGUUACUCCAAACUGUAGCAAGGUUUAUGUGUGGCAUACAAGAACAGAAACACCAAGAGACAGCAUUUUAGGAGAAAAACAGUUGAUAAAAAAAGGAAUGCCAUCCGAUAAAAGCAUCGAAACGUAACCAUGGCCAUCCGAGUCACUUCCCGAUGCAAUUAAGUUCUUCAGUUAUGCCAUAUCACAUUCAAUUCUUAUCUCAUGAAAAAUAUUUAACUCGAUAAGAAUGAGACAACAUUUCAAUUUGGAACAGAAUUUCUCUCAAAUAUUUUCUAGGCUAUGCGCAAUUACAUCUCUAAUAGCGCAGAUAGAGGAAAUAUGAAAUCCCUGUCCCACAUCAGAACGAUGUGUACGCUGUUAUUUCAAAUAAAAACCUUUGUUCCUACAGGGA
Pocillopora damicornis (cauliflower coral) is the source of this 2328-nucleotide messenger RNA. RefSeq names its product galactosylgalactosylxylosylprotein 3-beta-glucuronosyltransferase 3. Gene Ontology annotation, molecular function: galactosylgalactosylxylosylprotein 3-beta-glucuronosyltransferase activity. Gene Ontology annotation, biological process: carbohydrate metabolic process; chondroitin sulfate proteoglycan biosynthetic process. The record is from RefSeq and is a predicted model, not a curated record. NCBI's taxonomy places the organism in Eukaryota, Metazoa, Cnidaria, Anthozoa, Scleractinia, Pocilloporidae. Gene Ontology annotation, cellular component: Golgi membrane.